Messenger RNA from Gadus macrocephalus (Pacific cod), 900 nucleotides. RefSeq names its product glycoprotein hormones, alpha polypeptide (gene cga). Gene Ontology annotation, biological process: thyroid hormone generation; positive regulation of steroid biosynthetic process. The record is from RefSeq and is a predicted model, not a curated record. Gene Ontology annotation, molecular function: follicle-stimulating hormone activity. The transcript is spliced from 4 exons. Gene Ontology annotation, cellular component: follicle-stimulating hormone complex; extracellular region. Lineage: Eukaryota; Metazoa; Chordata; Actinopteri; Gadiformes; Gadidae. Bases 245 to 712 code for a protein of 155 amino acids.
AAUACAGUGGUCCAGCAAAUUCAUGAACUAAUGACCCCCUUCCACUUGCUAUGACAAGACCAAUGAUAACCACCCAGUUACCUAGUAACCCCUCCCCCGGGAUUAGAAGUAUUAGGUCAGGACGGAAGGAUGAUUAGAGUGUGUUUUGACUUCUCGCCGUGGGUACUGGUCUUUUUUCCGAGUGAUUAUGAGCCAGGUAGCUAAGUGGCUGCUGAUUCAGAGAGAUCUCCGAUAAGGUUGUAGGAUGUUAUCUAAUCCCAGCAGUGUAUAUAGUCUCAGGGGGCGCCUGUACACGGUAUUGGAGCCACUUCCCCAAGCCAGCAUCAUCCAAGAGAACAGCAUGACGGCUUCAAUGAAAAGUGCCACGCUAUCUGCUCUCCUGCUAUGUUUCCUCCUCUACAUCGCGGACUCGUAUCAGAACACAGACAUGUCACGAAUGGGCUGCGGUGAAUGCACUCUGAGGAGAAACCCUCUGUUCUCUCGGGAGAGACCGGUGUACCAGUGCAUGGGUUGCUGCUUCUCCAAAGCGUUCCCCACUCCCCUGAAGUCCAAGGAGGCCAUGAUCGUGACAAAGAACAUAACAUCGGAGGCCACCUGCUGUGUCGCAUCACGUAGCACUCCGACCAAGGUUACCUUAGGAAACGGAAACACAGAGUUGGUGAAGAACCAGACCGCCUGCCACUGUAGUACCUGCCGUUACCACAGACAGUAGAGGUGGAGACUGCAGCUCGUCCCUGAUCUGGAAAAGAAGUUCAGCAACAGAUUUUCUUCAUGAUGUGCGCGUGCCUUCACUCUUCUAAAUGUCUGUAGCUCAACAUGCACCUCUCUUGUGUAAAUACAAUAAUAUCUCUCGGUAGAUUAAAUUAUAAAUUAUAGAAAUAAACUUUAUCAAAACAUGUA